ACGAAGGUCUAACCCUGAUACUAUCACUGAAAAUGUCGAAAGGAUCUGCAAAUUCCGGCUCAUCUGCCCCACAAGCGAUGGCAGGCUUCGCUUACGUCGGGCCUAUAUCGACUAUGAAAACAACUGUGGGGGAAGGCAGUUACGAGAACAAAGCACGAGUAAGUUUCAGCGACAAGCAGACCGGAUCCUAUGUCCGAGCAACGGCAACUGAGAAAGCGUCCGCCGGAGACUUCCAGUGGCAGAACGGAAAGAGUGGAACCAGGAGUGAAUACAAGGAAAGCUCUACUGUCAGAGUCGGAGACAAGAGUGGCUACACUGAGGUUUACAACGAGCAGAGGGUUCGCAAUGUGAGUUUCAACAACAACAAUGGCAGCAGCAAGAGCGUCAUAACCUAUGACAAUGGCGAUGGUGGUAAGUAUGGUGGGUAUGGCUAUGGGUAUGGGGAUGGUUAUGAUUCUGACUAGUAGUAGUUGGUUUUGAUCCUAGGGUUUAUCUGGGUAAUGGGUAUGUUUUAGGUUUAUGAGAAUCUGAUCUUGGAAUAAAGUUUCUGCAGAUCUUUAUCUGUUUGAACUUAGAAGCAUCGUUAUCUGCUAAUGUUUGCAGUUUGCUUUUGCAAUGAUCAUAUUUUGAUUUCUGGUUUUUGGCUUAAA
This is a messenger RNA of Lactuca sativa (garden lettuce), 650 nucleotides long. NCBI's taxonomy places the organism in Eukaryota, Viridiplantae, Streptophyta, Magnoliopsida, Asterales, Asteraceae. The record is from RefSeq and is a predicted model, not a curated record.